Macrosteles quadrilineatus (aster leafhopper) is the source of this 1263-nucleotide messenger RNA. RefSeq lists its product as uncharacterized. The transcript is spliced from 5 exons. The coding region runs from base 27 to 932 and encodes 301 amino acids. The record is from RefSeq and is a predicted model, not a curated record. Lineage: Eukaryota; Metazoa; Arthropoda; Insecta; Hemiptera; Cicadellidae.
UUUAACUCUAUUUCAUCUCCACAGAUAUGGACGUCCGCUCCGCCCGACUCUGGCUGGGCCUCGCCCUGGCCACCCUCUUGUUCCCACACUCCACCCCGGACCCUUCCAGAGCCCACGACCGCCGCAAGAGGUUCAUCUGGCUGACCAAUGAUGGUCGUAUUGCGCUACCUCCAGGCUCUAGUCUCACCAUCACGCCCUCCUUGGCCCUACCCUUCGUCCGGUACCCGCCCGAGGGCUUCCUGUCCAACAUGUCCAUCAGUAUACCGUUCACCAUUCUCUUCGACAGCUUGGGUCUGACGGACAACCAGAACCCCUACGGAGUGUUGCCGCCAAUAUUCGCGCGUAGUCUGGGCCGCAUGUCAGGCAGUCUUCUAGCAGACUAUAUAGCACAGCUGCUGGAACACAAGAGAGGCAAGCGAGCGGCGCCUGAGAGGCCUCCAUAUGACGCUUUUCAUGGAGGCGAGAGGGCCAUCUUGUACACUAUAGCUGAAGAGUUUCUGGAGAACUUUGGCAUGGAUGGUCACGCGUGUUUACUGAGGGCGAUAUGCGAAGUCCACGGCCAGCCUGAUCACAAGUACGGCCUGCUUGGAGAAGUCGUCAAACUGUUCUUCACGGCCAGUAAGUCUCCUUACGCUCAUCUCCUGGACGACUACGUGGACGCUGAGAGGACGGGAAUGGAGGACGGAGAAUGCUGGAAGUUUUACAAGGCGUGUUCCAAAUCACUCUUUCACUACCCGAGCAGAAACAAGUACAAAGACCCACAGCAUUCUGAGGAGGAAGAAGAAGAAACCUCAAAACCUAUAGCGGACACAUCCUGGUACAAAGGAAGUUCCGCGCCAAAACCGACGGCGUAUCAAAACUCUGUGUACAGUGAUAAGAAGAAACCAGGGACGAAAAAGAUAAUAUCACCACCUGAUAAGCGGUUCAUGUGAUGAAACGUGAAUCUUAGAAAAUGGCAAUUAGAUGUGUGAUAGCAAGGUUAGUGAAUUACAGUCAAGUUAUGUGCCAACGGUAUAGUGGACCAAUAGUUUGGGCGCUUCUGUGACCAGUGUUAGUUGAUAGGACUAUACUUCAAGACUACUUUGUGUUGACCAGAGUAUACUUAGUGAAACAGGUUGAGGGUGAGGGGAAAUAAGUAUACUUAAGCUAGUCAUCGCCAUUGGUUGUUUACUUUGUAUGCGUCAAGGUGGAAAUUUCACUUGAAAUCAUUUUAAUGCCUGACAUAUCAGUAGUGUUGAAUUAUUGUGUAAUGAACUGCUGGAA